UUAAAUCUCUUGCUAGCUCUCAUGACAACGUUUCUGAUCCCUCCGAUCAGAAUCAUAGUGAUUUUAUUGAUAAUCAAGAGAGCAAUAGUGAGAUGAUUAAUGUCGCUCAAGAUGAUAGUACCAGUCAAGAAAGUUGGAAUGAAAUAGCUGCUACAAGAGAACGUGAUACUGAUAGUGAUCGACCAGCAAAUCCUGAGGUUCCAGACACUCCUGAGACUUCUGUAACUCCUGGGUUCCCAGAGACGCCUGAGACUUCAGAAACUUCAGUAAUUCCUGAGCCCCCAGAGACUCCCGAUUCUCCAGCAACUUUGGAGACUCCAAAAACUCCUAACACUCCAAUAAAUCCUAAUAUAGUUUCUGGUCCCUCUGAUUUCAGUAAUAGUGAUUUUAUUGAUUUUCAAGAGAGCAAUAGUAAGAUGAUUAAUGUCGCUCAAGACGAUAGUACCAGUGAAAAAAAUUGGAAUGAAACAGCUACGACAAGGGAACGUGAUAACGAUAAUAGUGAUCAUCGACAAAAAAAUUUUAAAUACGAUGAAUCUUUAUUCACACGUGCGCAAUUAUCACUUAUUCGUAAACGUAAAAUAGGUGAUAAUUCUGGAUUACGUUCUGAACCUGAAAACGUUCCUGGUCCCUCUGGUCACAGUGAAUAUGGAAAUAUUAAUUUUCAAGAAAUUAUUAAUGCAAUGUUUAAUUUCGCUCAAGAAGAUGAUAAUGUCGGUGAAGAAAAUAUUGAUGACAGAUCUACUAUAAGAGAAAGUGAUACUGUUGAUAGUGAUCGACUAACAACUUCUGAGAGCUCUGACAGUCCUUAUCCAUUAUCACCUCGUAAACGUAGAACACUUGAUAAUAGUGGAUUACAUUUUACACCUGGCAACGUUCCUGGUCCCUCUGAUAGUGAUGAGAUGAUUGAUGUCGGUCAAGAAAAUAUUGAUGAAAGAGCUAUUAUGACAAAACGUGAUACUGAUGAUAGUGAUCGACCAGGAACAACUUCUGAGAGCUCUGACAGUCCUUAUCCAUUAUCACCUCGUAAACGUAGAACACUUGAUUAUAGUGGACUAGCUGUUAUCCGCCCGCUCCGCUGGAUUCAAAAUUCUAUUGGAUUGGCCUGUACCGUUUAUCCAUGUCAUAAUUCUAGCGAAUAUCCAUUGUAA
Molecule: messenger RNA, 1151 nt
Organism: Cotesia glomerata
Lineage: Eukaryota; Metazoa; Arthropoda; Insecta; Hymenoptera; Braconidae
Product: sporozoite surface protein 2-like
Exons: 6
Coding region: 93-1151 (352 amino acids)
Source: RefSeq, a predicted model, not a curated record